GCCCUGCCCAUGGGCCAAGUUUAGAGCAGAAGCCCUAAUCCUACAGAGCCAGGCCCAUUGCCACCGCUAUUCGGGAUGGGGCCGCCUUCUUAGAAGGCCUUACUGGGGUACACAUGGCCCACUUCGUGGACUAUGAUUUCACUUCACCAACGACUACACGCCUUUCUAGAGCGCAUGUAUGAAACAUGUGGUGAUCGGAACCGUUGUUUCGUUGGCCCAUCACGUGGAUGCACUAUAUAUCAGAAAACAACCGUUGUUCUGCUGUAUGCGUCCAAUUGCGAAAUGCAAAACGGUUAGAUCAACGGUCCAUAUUGAACAAUUAUUAAAAAUACAACAAUGGGAUGGUUGGGGUUUUCAUCAAUCACUUGGGUUUAUGGGCCCACCAGAUCAACAAUCCACGUGUGCAGGGCGCGACCUGGCUCUUGGGAAAAUAACAGAUUUGUCGAGGUCUGGCAGAUUUCUCCUCUUUACUCAGCUUUUUCUCUCUCGUUUGCAGAGUGGGGAGAUGAGCGCAGGUGGUGCAUUUGGUGGAAACAGGGGAUUGAGACCGGUACCUCCAGAAAAAGGUGUAUUCCCUUUGGAUCACCUCCACGAGUGUGAUUUGGAACUUGAUGGCAAAACAAGACAUGUCAGAGCUCGGGUUUGGCAAGGAACAUGAUGCAGAAGCUUCAGAUGAGAGGAACAUAAAAUUGACGAUGGAUGGGCCUGCAUCAUCACAAGGUGGGAAGACCAUAGCUACUUGAAUUAGAAAGCCUGUCCUAAGGCUUUUUACUGACUUUGGGAGCUCUCUCUCUCUCUCUCUCUCUCUCUCUCUCUCUCU
This is a messenger RNA of Magnolia sinica, 820 nucleotides long. RefSeq lists its product as uncharacterized. The record is from RefSeq and is a predicted model, not a curated record. The transcript has 3 exons. The coding region runs from base 179 to 658 and encodes 159 amino acids. NCBI's taxonomy places the organism in Eukaryota, Viridiplantae, Streptophyta, Magnoliopsida, Magnoliales, Magnoliaceae.